This is a messenger RNA of Lachancea mirantina, 3471 nucleotides long. The record is from the annotation of a GenBank genome assembly. NCBI's taxonomy places the organism in Eukaryota, Fungi, Ascomycota, Saccharomycetes, Saccharomycetales, Saccharomycetaceae.
AUGGGUCAAUUCCAGGAUAUUCCGAAUUUUGUCGUGAGCGAAUUACGAUCUUCAUCAGAAAUUGUCAAUCUUUUUUUAACAGAUGAUCGUCAAACACUCAAUGUCUUAAGGUGCUAUGGAGUCGAGCAGUACUCAUGGGAUGGCUCAUGGGAUGGUGAUGCUAGUCCCAAAUUGACUGGACGAUUUAGAUUUGGUAAUAAAAUCGUGGCUGCUCGUGCCAUGAGGAAUAGGAUUUCUGGAAAAUUUCAUUAUUUGGUGCUUUUGGAAGAAGCAGAUGCUAUUAUUGUUCAAAUUCGGAAUGAUCUAUUCGAACUGGAAGACGAAGUUGAAUUUAAAUCAAAAUUCGGAAAGCCAGAUCGCGUUUUGUCGGAAAUCAUUUGCUAUGACGAACGAUUCAAUCGCCAUUUCAUGUGUGUGGAAGACGGGCGCGUCGUCAAAAUCAAUCUCGACACCACAACCACGAUUAGGUUCAAUCCAAAGGCGCCCUUCAGCGUUGUGUUUGAAACAUGCCAUGAGAUUGUCAAUUUUGAAGUAUGCUGGCAUAUGGACAAUAGUCUGGGCGAAUGCAUGAGCAUGGCUAUAAUAACGCGACAUCGGACAAAUACUCAUUAUCGUAUCAAUUUCAUACAGGAACUGAAUCCUGCAACAGACAAGUGGAGGGUCGCAGGUGGCGAAGAGAUGCAUUUAGACUUGGGUCAAGGCAGCUGGGAUUCGCCAAAAAUUCUAGGUUUAUCCUCAUGCGGAUACCUCUUCAUUUCGCCUGUCAAAGUAGGAUUUUUAGGCUUAGAAGACGCAGGAGAUGGUUUUGGAUUAAAGGUUACGAAAUGGCGGGAAUCUAGUGGACCAUGCAUUUUCGAACAAAAUCCCAAUCUCCAAAUUUUGGGGAAUCCUAUUGUUACUAAGUCGCAAGAGGAGACGUUAAUGCACAUUUUCACCAAUUACGGCCAUAUAUUCAGUUCUUCGCUAGGAAACUUGAUUUUGAAAUUGAAUGAUGACUCCCGAUCUUUUGACGUGGGAUUUGUGUCUCCCAACGUCAAUAAAUUUGGACCCAAAGCAAUCCAGUUUGUAGAUUAUGCUUUCCCACUACAGAACAAUUUAGUUAUUCUAACCACUCUAACGAGUGGAAUGGUUUUGUUGAAUUUGGAUUCGAAGCUCACACGCACUUUGUUGCCCUUCGAAAAAUUUUCGAUUUUUGACUCUACGACAGUAGGUGUGGACUCUGCUAGUCGAAAGCUCGUGCUAUGCGGGGGCUCUCACGCAAAUCGAGGUUUUCUAGAGGUCACUCAACUGGAAUUUAGGGGCAAAGUCCACGUUAAACGCAUUCGAAGACUCGAGACAGGUGGGGCGAGGAUUUGCCAUGCAUGGUUUAGGGAUAACAGUAUUUUUUGGACCGACGAUAACGCGCAUCUCUUUAAAGAUGAGAUGCUUGUUGACGCUGCUGGUAGAGAAACGAUUUUCGUUACUGCUGGAAGGACCAUCAUUCACACAGACGAAAAAAUCGCUUAUGCACAGAUACAUGCCUUUCACGGAGAAAGCUUUGUAUAUGCCACUGAUAAAGGACAAAUCUGCUGGACAGACGAUUUAAAAUCUUUGUGGGUUCCUGGUUUCAAGAAAAAUGAAGAAGCCAUCUAUACUAUAUCUGCAUCGAUAUUGAAAUCCAAUUCAAUACUUACUGUGUUAGCAUGGAGGUCUCAUUGCGUAUGGGUAACCGGAUCUAAACUUACAAUGUCCAAGGUUAACAAGAUUGAAGAGAUAGCCGACUGUCUAGUUAAAAGAGGAGCGAGUUUCGAGGGUGUUGUAUUUACUGGGAAAGCUGGAGAAUUCUUGACGUACAGUACCGAAGGAACAAUGCUUCACUUUCUCAAUCUUUGCAAUCAUCCACUCCGAGUUGUGGAUAUUCCUGGCUCCGACUUUGUAAUAACUUAUUGCAAAGAAGUUGCUUUUCUUCUUAAGCUUGUAAGCAACACAGGCGUUGGCCUUGCGGAACUAUCGAUUCCCUUUGCUGUACGACAUUUGUGCCAUCGCGGAGUGACAACUUUCCAUGCAAUAUCUUUCGAUAAUGAUGUGUUUGAGAUUGAUUUGAGGGAGCUACUCCUAGACGAUAUGCGAAUAACGAGCAAGAAAAUUGUAUGCCGUACUCAUUCCUUAACUGAUGUAAUAUCCUUCGAAUCUUCUCGAAGAUACAUCCUUGCGUUGGCGCUUGCAAGCAAUUUUGAUAACAAAACAAAUAGAACCAUAACCAACACCCAGAUCCAUUGCUAUGACAUUAUCAAAGGAGAAUUAGUAUCAAGCUGCGAUAUAUCUAAGGAUUUUCCACAGGCUCUUGUUUCUAGCAUUACAAAAGUCCCUGUCCAAAAGAUGUUAUUGAGUGCCCAGUAUAUCGACAACGAAACCUCUUACGCGAAACAAUUGAUCCUAGGUAGGUGUUUCUUGCUUUCGCUAAAUUAUGAAUUAGCGGAUGAUGAAAGACUAGACAAUUUAUUGCUGUUUACGCUUGAUGACCUUAAUGGUGAAAUUGAGUUGCAACUGACGUUUAAUACUCAAUUCUCGGUGACCUGUUUGUCCGGCUACUAUAACCGGAUUAUCUUUGCAUCCGGAGAAAGGCUACAGGCAUUCCAAUUAGACUACUCUGUCAAAGAAAACGAGUUUAGACUUUUGCCUGUGUCCAAUGCUAUGAUGCCCUUUCAUGGAUUUCCUAAACGUCACUUCGCAAUACCUUGUUUGCAUAAAGCUUUCACGGCAUUAAAGCCAUCAAAGAAACAAAAGACAGAAGCGAGCAGUCUCACACAAGUCCUAGGAGUUUUCGAUGUGUCGAAAGGACUUCAGUUUUAUUCUGUGGAUGUUUCUUCUGUAAUUCAAAAGAAGACAGAGCUUAUGACUUCCGUUCUACAAUCUGUGAGUCUGAGCCCAGUAAAAGCUUCUUUCCAGCUUGAUUACUCGGCUUUGGUGCGGGACUUGGAUUUUAUGUGCGAUAUGUUUUUUCAAGACUGUGGGGGACAUGUCGAUAAGAACGCGGAGGAUCUACACUUGGAAAGUAAAUUCGCUGCUAUUGGUCUCAGAAAUACUAUUGCUGUAGCAUACAAGCUAUGCUCUCACCCUGGUUCCUCGUCAGAUCAUACAAAAUCUACUGUCCAGGGCUCUUCAAGUGCAAUAAUGAAACUCCCAUACCAUGCAAAUGGGUUGUCGUCCGUCGAAACGAGAAGCGACACAAAUACGUCUGUGAACGAGAACGCUUUACCUUACGCCAAAAGCUUUAAUCCUUUGUUUGUCGUCCAUACAGCUGAAGGAUUCGCAUUUCUGGUGAGCACGAUAGUCAACCAGCAAGUAUUUGAAGAAUAUGCAGUCGCGUGGGAGAAAACCACGAACGUCAAACCGCGCUUCACGGCUGAUUUCGAACAAGAUUCAGAGGAAGCACGUAUUUUUGACGAAAAACUAUUGAAACGAUCUCACGCAUUAGAGUCGCUUCUGUAA